GCCUGCCUGCCAGAAGCGACUGUGGUGAGCGCAGCAUUGACAGCACCCACUACAGAAAUGGCGGAAGGGGAGUUGGAUGUCGACUCGCUAAUCUCCAGGCUUUUAGAAGUGCGAGGAUGUCGUCCUGGGAAGAUCGUCCAGAUGACGGAGGCGGAGGUGCGCGGGCUCUGCAUCAAGUCCCGGGAGAUCUUCCUCAGCCAGCCAAUCCUCUUGGAGCUGGAGGCUCCCCUCAAAAUCUGUGGUGACAUCCAUGGCCAGUACACAGACCUGCUGAGGCUGUUUGAGUACGGAGGCUUCCCCCCGGAGGCUAACUACCUGUUCCUGGGGGACUACGUGGACCGGGGGAAGCAGUCCCUGGAAACCAUCUGUCUCCUGCUGGCCUACAAGAUCAAAUACCCCGAGAACUUCUUCCUGCUGAGGGGGAACCACGAGUGUGCCUCCAUCAACCGCAUCUACGGCUUCUACGACGAGUGUAAGCGCAGGUUUAACAUCAAGCUAUGGAAGACAUUCACUGACUGCUUCAACUGCCUCCCCAUCGCCGCCAUAGUCGACGAGAAGAUAUUCUGUUGCCACGGAGGUCUCUCUCCAGACCUGCAAUCUAUGGAACAGAUCCGUCGUAUUAUGAGACCUACAGACGUCCCUGACACGGGGUUGCUGUGCGACCUGCUGUGGUCGGACCCAGACAAGGAUGUCCAGGGCUGGGGGGAGAAUGACCGUGGGGUUUCCUUCACGUUCGGGGCUGAUGUGGUCAGCAAGUUCCUCAACCGGCACGACCUGGACCUCAUCUGCAGAGCCCACCAGGUGGUGGAGGAUGGUUAUGAGUUCUUUGCCAAGCGCCAGCUGGUGACACUGUUCUCUGCCCCUAACUACUGUGGCGAGUUCGACAACGCCGGGGGCAUGAUGAGUGUUGACGAGACGCUGAUGUGCAGCUUCCAGAUCCUGAAGCCGUCUGAGAAGAAGGCGAAAUACCAGUACGGAGGCAUGAACGCUGGCCGGCCCAUCACCCCGCCCCGCACAGCCGUCCCCCCAAAGAAACGAUGAAGGUGAACGCAGUACCACGGAGGAGUGAGGGAGGGAGAGGGAUGACAGACAGACGAGUGUCUCAGGUCCCCUCCACUUUUCUCGACGGAGAAAGAACCGGAAAGAGAAUUAGAAGCAAGAUUUGAAUGAAUUGACACCCAAUCACAUGUGCCUCUUCUGUUUUGUUUAUAUUCCACCCCUGUUGCACACCAACUCUCUUCUUCCUACCUUUACUUUCUGCACCUGUGUAACCACAAAUGUUUUUUUAAGAUGGCCGGGUGGAGAGAGACACACAAUGUUGGCAUUCUGUCUGUACAAUAGUGUUUGUUUCUUUUUUCCAUUCUUGCUUUUUUCAUCUUAUGACAGAAUGACAACUACUAGCUCAGUUAACCAUAGACACCCCUUUACCUGUAUAGCCACAACAGGUGAUAAUGACAUGACUGCUGUUUUUUUAUUAAAUAAAAUGGGAUACAUCUCG
Molecule: messenger RNA, 1498 nt
Organism: Hypomesus transpacificus
Lineage: Eukaryota; Metazoa; Chordata; Actinopteri; Osmeriformes; Osmeridae
Product: serine/threonine-protein phosphatase PP1-beta catalytic subunit
Exons: 8
Coding region: 58-1041 (327 amino acids)
Biological process (GO): circadian regulation of gene expression; regulation of circadian rhythm
Cellular component (GO): nucleus; cytoplasm
Molecular function (GO): protein serine/threonine phosphatase activity
Source: RefSeq, a predicted model, not a curated record